UAAAAGAAGUGGAGAAGCAAGAAAAGAGAAAAAAAAAUGGAGCAGAUAAAGAGUUCCAGUUCCAGUAUCCUUUACUAUAACCAGCCUAAGAAUGGCAUAACUCCCUGUCUCGCACUAACCCCGCAUUCAUUUUUAACUAGAUCAAAACAUCCCCAUUUUCCCAGAAGGAAAAGGAGACUCACAUAACCCCCCCUCUCCAAAAGGCUUUCCCCGUAAUCACCAAAGUACUUGUCUUUUUGUGGCCCUCCUUAUCUAGGGUUUCAGUUGGCUUCUUUGCUAGGUGUGGUGACUUGUUGCUAUUGCAACCUUGUGAUCUUCUUGCUUGCUUUCUGCUUUUUAUAGGAAGCAAUCCAAAGUAACAGUUUGCAAAUUUUAAUUUCAUAUGGAAAAUUUAAAUGGGACUCAUUCCGCUGGUCUUGGGUCCACAAUAAGGAAGAAGAGGAGUAUUAUAUCUCGUCGGCCUUGUUCUGAUCUGCAGAAAUUUCUACGGACUUCUACUUUGCUGUCAUCCUCUACACAGUUUUUAAACUGUGGACACAAUGAGGAACAAGUAGCAUCUGGUUCAGAUGGAUUGAGAAGUGAGAAAAGACUGAAGAAGCUUAAGCUCAAGUUUGGUGGUGUCACUCAUACAAUACAUGCCAAGCCAGCAACAGAAUAUGCUUUCAAUGGCGGUUCUUCACUCACAAAAUCUUAUCAAGGUUCUGAUGCUUCUCGGUCUCGAGAGAAGUUACUUGUUCAGGAUUCUAGUUUUAGAAAGGGCAAUUCUUCGGGAAGAAAGAUGUCUGGUGAAAGUAUCUUUGUGAAUGGAACAUCCCAUUUUGAAGCAGUUCGCAAGAGUAAUAGAGUUCCUAAGAGGUGUGCAAUGGAUGUGGAAUUUGAUGAAGAUGGUGACAUAGAUGAGGAAGUACGUUACCUUGGAAGACUCAAUGCUUAUAAGGAGAGAAGAAGAGGGGUGUCAAUGGUUUCAGAUGGUAGGCAAGAGGAUAAGGAUUUUGUGCAAGAGGAAGAGCCUACAUCAGAGGAUGAACCUGGAUACCCAAGCAAGAGGCUGGGAUAUGUUGGAGGAAGGAAUGAAUCAACUACAACUGCACAUAAGCGGGCUCGUCAGACAGUCAAAGAUGAUUUUCUUGUGCCUGGUGCCAGUCUUCUUGAGUUCCCGAAUGGUUUACCUUCAAUCCCUCCUAAAAAACAAAAGACUAAGCUCUCUGAAGUAGAGCAGCAAUUAAAGAAAGCUGAGGCUGCACAAAGGCGUAGAAUGCAAUCAGAGAAGGCAGCAAGGGAGGCUGAGGCUGAAGCAAUCAGAAAAAUACGUGGCCAGGAUUCUGGAAGAAAGAAGAAGGAAGAAAAGAUGAGGAAACAGCGUGAUGAAGUGGUUCAGGCAAAGGCUGCCAAAGCUGAUGCAAUUGGGCCAAAUACUGUCAGAUGGGUCAUUGGCCCCACUGGAACUACGGUUAUUUUCUCUGAUGACAUUGGUCUGCCACGCAUAUUUAAUUCAGUGCCAUGCAGUUAUCCUCCACCACGUGAAAAAUGUGCGGGUCCAAACUGUACAAAUGCAUACAAGUAUCGCGACUCGAAGUCAAAGCUUCCCCUGUGUAGUCUCCAUUGUUACAAGGCAAUACAUGGAAAGAUGCAACCUUUAAUUACCUGCUGAUAUAACUACUGCUCUUCCCUGGUCACUGAAUGAUAUCGAGGACAGUAUUUUGUAACUUAGUGUCGUGGCAAAGACAGCAUGAUUAGUUUCCAUGUCAUAUAUGAUCUAUGGCAUUCCUUUGUCAUAUAUAUUUCUGUGUCAAAUAUAAAUGCACCCAAUCAUUGAAAGAGAA
Populus nigra (black poplar) is the source of this 1823-nucleotide messenger RNA. RefSeq lists its product as uncharacterized. NCBI's taxonomy places the organism in Eukaryota, Viridiplantae, Streptophyta, Magnoliopsida, Malpighiales, Salicaceae. Gene Ontology annotation, cellular component: Ino80 complex. Gene Ontology annotation, biological process: chromatin remodeling. The record is from RefSeq and is a predicted model, not a curated record. Bases 383 to 1651 code for a protein of 422 amino acids. The transcript has 6 exons.